Macrosteles quadrilineatus (aster leafhopper) is the source of this 2584-nucleotide messenger RNA. Its product is annotated as myotubularin-related protein 13-like. The record is from RefSeq and is a predicted model, not a curated record. Gene Ontology annotation, biological process: regulation of Rab protein signal transduction. Gene Ontology annotation, cellular component: cytoplasmic vesicle. The transcript is spliced from 8 exons. Lineage: Eukaryota; Metazoa; Arthropoda; Insecta; Hemiptera; Cicadellidae. Bases 1747 to 2103 code for a protein of 118 amino acids.
CAGUCUUUAUCCAUUUGUUGGAGUUCUCACCACGGUGUCUUAAUUUCGGAUAUUGGAAUGUCUGGUCUGGGAGUGUGUAGAGCCGUCCAAGACGGUCUGGUUGCAGCCAGACGGUCUGGUCUGGUAGUGUGUGGGAGGCUUAACGUUUCUGUUUGUCAUGGUUUACUUUUACUUGUCAUCUUGUAUUAUUGAGUAAUAAUGAGUACUAGGUGAAACCCGUCGAAAUCGACGGUUACUUUCAAGGCGUACGCUAAUUCAUCUGCUGCAAUAAAUUGAGUGAAAUUAUACAUAUUUUGAGCAUUUAGCAUUGUUUAAAGAUUAAUAAGUGUAAAAACAAUAAUGAUAUUAAUUGCGUUAGUUACCAAAAUAUGGUUUAUCAUUCAAUGAAUAAAAUAUUUCCCAUUAGUCUUAUCUGGUAUCUCUUCCUUUGGAAGAACCUUUAUAGGUAGGCUACCAGUAUUAAAAUCGUAUUGGUGGAUCUUUUGUAGUUAAACACUUCCGUGAUUCCAUCAGUGUAAUGCAGAUUAAUCUAGGAUUUUAUUUGAAAAAAAUAUCUGUUUGUUGGGAAGACACGUUCUAACUUCAAACAGAGGUACUGUAUAUCCGUUACAGUGUAAGAUUGAGUUUUCCUUCGUCACGUCGUGUCAGUCAGUUCAUAUCGUACUUCUGUGCCUACGAAUCACACACAAAAUUUGCCUAUGCACAUUUCUCUAGCAAUGUUUUGAGAAAUUGGUUGUGGGGUUACUGUUAAAGCUGGAAUUCCUUGACAUGGGAGAUGUCAGUUAGUUGUCUCAGCCUUAUCAAUUACAUAAAGUUGUCAAUAUAAUCUCUCUACAGAAUGUUAGGUGUAGUGGAAUAUACUUGAAGUAAAGUUGGAUUUUAUUCUUGAACUGUUAGGGGCCUCCUCAAUUAUAUGGUCGUGCGGCUUCAUUGGCAACAAAUAAUGCAAAUGAUAUGAUACAGAAGAAAAUCAAUUUUAAAAUCAGAAAAUAACAUUGAAAAUACUUCUUUUGGACAAUUCUAACUCCCAAUAAAUGUGUGUUGUUUAAAAUACAAUAUUAAAAUUAACAGCUGUUUCAUUAAAAAUUAUCCACAUGGCCAAAAUGUAAACAAAUCUGUGGAUGGGUCUUUAAAGGCUUCUGGGACAGAGCCCUAAGCGAAUUUACUUCGUUUUUCUUUUGAUAACUCAUCUACAGACCAAAACCUUUCUUAGGACCCCUCUACCAAGUUUCUACGCCCAGCCGUUCUCUCAAAUUAGUGGAGACAAAGUUUCCAAUUAAAUAUUUAGAUUCCCCCAUGUUAAUCUUAUGGGAGAAAACCCAACUUUGAUGGAAGAUCCUGCCCAAACAAAUAAAGAUAUCAAAAAUCUAAAAACACUUUGCAAAACUACAGAUUAGGUUCAUUUGUUUGACACUUUAAUCAUCAAAAUCGGUCCAAAAAUGAGGGAGUUCUGUUUACAAAAAUCGGCUUAGCGUAUUAUAUAUAUAGAUGUCUUCGUCUCCUUGUAGUCUUGAUGAAUAACUGUGUUUCUUUAAGAUAUUCUAUUCCAAAGUUUUUAUUAAUUCAUUGCAAACUUGCAUCGUACACUUUAAGCCUCAUCUAUAUUGCACACUAUUAUGCAUGUGAGGGCUUCUGAAGACAAGGUGCCACUGCUGGGGGACGAUAAUCAUAGACAUGAUACUAGGCAUAAAAAUUACCCAUCCGUAACACAACACAAACUGGAGUUUUAUAACAAGAAGCCAACAGAUGCAGAUGGAUGUGAUUGUGGCUGAUCUGGACGGAGGCUCUAUCCUAGUGCCUGACGGAGUGUCACUACCGCUGCUGCCGGAGCCACUGUUGACCUCUGUGACCGAGGCUUUAGGUCUAGUGUUGCAACCGGACCUCAUCUGUGCAGACCAUGCGUUCCCCCCGUCACCCCCGCCACCGCUACCCCCACCUGUGGUUCUAGACAAGCAGAUCAGAGCUGUGUUCAUGCGGACGUUCGCUCAACUACUGCAAGGCUAUCGUAGCUUCCUCACCAUUAUCAGAAUCCACCCAAAGCCCGUCAUCACUUUCCAUAAGGUUUGGAGACUUGUAACAACAUCAAUUUCAUCUUCAACUUGAUCUUCACGUAUCGUUGUUGAGAACGCUGCAGAAUGUUUGAGGAGGGCCUUUCCGAGGCUCCGUAACUGCCCUGGGUGUGGCUGGGAUUCUCAGUUCUGCUGGACCUCAUGGAGAGUAAGUUGUCCAGGAUUGUACGGCUUUGCUACCACUCCCCACCACAACGGAGGAUAAGACUUCCCUGAUCUUGGUUUCUCCAGGGUAGCUUUUGCCUACCCCGAAUGCUGCUGGGAUUCUCAGUUCUGCUGGACAACAUCUGGAUUGUAGGACUUUGUUACUACUUCUUAGAGGAUGUCUUUCUCCACCAGAAUGGAGGAUUUACAAUGCUCAAGACUCCUAAGAUCAUUUCAUGAUACCUACUGGGAAAUCAUAAGGUUGCGGAAGGAGAUGGUUGUUCUAGCAAGGCUUGGACUUCCACUGAGCAUUACAACAUUAUUGUAAAUGUAGACUAUGUAUAUAAUGACAAAUACUAAAACACAUAUUG